GCGCGCACGGAUUAAUCGCCGCAGAACCGCGUGCGAGCGCGUGCUCACCCACAUAGGUAUAUACAUAUAUAGCGUGUUUUUAGUCGCCGCGAGUGCGCAAUCGAACGCUGCAGGAUCGGCAAGUUUGUAGCUGGCGAGCGAUUGCCGCUUUGAAAACUACUUUGUAGUGGUGGUGCGGUGGGUAAAAGAACGCAGCAGUAGCCUCCGGCGCUGCAUAUAUUCCCUAAAUAAAUUGUCUAAGACGGAUCGGGAGAGUGUCUUCGCCGCGGAGAGCUGACGGCAUGGCUCGACACCGAUAACUCAACUAUCUACGUCUAGACUAUACUAUCGAUUCUUCGCUCCUCGCAGUCUCGUUCGGUGAACGUAAGUUUUUGUGGCGUAUUUUCUAUUACAUGUUAUACGUAGUUUGUUCGGAGUUUAUCUGUAAUGGAAUUGCUUAUAGAAACAUCUGUCGCUGUUUGAAUAACUCGCUCUUGGCUGAAGUCAAAAGUUUCUAAUCAGUACAAUUUUUUCGACUACCGAAGCUUACUUGAUACACGCAAUUCAGUUUAGAUAUUAUCUCGUGAAAUUGGGAGACUGAUUUGCAUCAUUUUAAAUGUAUGAAACGAAAAUGACGUCGAAAGGGAUACUGAGUAUCAGCGAAGUUAACGCGCUGCCAGCCGAAAAUUUCGAGUGGUUGUUUGCAAAUGUGAUAGAACACUGUCCUGAAGCUGCUCCAAUCGUCGCUACAAAACGACCAUUUUCUUCGACCGAGGAUCUCAAGAGAGCGUUCGACGAGUAUUUGGAAAAAUUAGACACUAAUGAAAAGGAGUUGGUUCUUCUAAAACAUCCAGACUUGGCCGGAAAAUUAGCAGAAGAUGGAAAACUCACUGCUGAGUCUCAGAAUGAACAAAAAAUCGCUGGCCUUGAUACAAUGACGAAAGACGAUAGGCAAACGCUCAGCAAUAAUAACUAUCUCUACAAAGAAAAAUUCCGUUUUCCAUUUAUAAUUUGUGCGCGGCAAAAUAAAGUUCAGUCUAUACUAUCUGGACUGGAAACUAGAUUAAACAAUAGCAGAGAAACAGAACUAAAGACUGGAAUAGAUGAAGUGAAGAAAAUUUGCAGAGUGCGAAUAGAUGACCUAGUGUGGCCAGAUUUGUGAUUUUAGACCAAAGUUUGUUAUGAAAAUUGUUACAUUUAAACGUAUUGAUUAUAUAAAUUUUAUACGCAAGAGAUUUAUUAAAAGACCUUAUAAGUACAAAACAAACUGUUUGCUUUAAA
Molecule: messenger RNA, 1260 nt
Organism: Nasonia vitripennis (jewel wasp)
Lineage: Eukaryota; Metazoa; Arthropoda; Insecta; Hymenoptera; Pteromalidae
Product: 2-oxo-4-hydroxy-4-carboxy-5-ureidoimidazoline decarboxylase
Exons: 4
Coding region: 596-1141 (181 amino acids)
Biological process (GO): allantoin metabolic process
Molecular function (GO): carboxy-lyase activity
Source: RefSeq, a predicted model, not a curated record